AGAAGAACCACCAACCUAAUUGAGCAGCAGAUGAUUAUUGAUUGAAUUCCAUUUCCGAUUCAAUUUUGAUUUGGCAAAGUGAAAACCGGACAAGUAGACGAUUCAUCCGGUUCACUCGAGACCCAGAUAGAGAAAGAUCUAAAGUUCUAGAGUUUCCUCCAGCUUUUAGCAUCUUAACCCAGCUGUAUCUUCCUGUAUCUCCUUUAGAAGCCCUAGCUCGGGAGGGUUUCGUGUCUUUCAGGCCAUGGACACAUCUGAUUUCAAUCAAUUCGAUAUCAUUGAUAUCUACAGACGAUACUGCGAGAUUUUGUCUGGACCAGAUGCUGUCAUUUAUGGAGAAUGCAGUCCUGAUGAUGAUGAUGAAUUACACAGAGUUAAACCAAGAAAGUCACUGGAUUACCUUCUGCAGUUUGUAGAGUCAAGAUUCCAUGAAAGGGAUAAUGGAAGAACAAUUUUUGACGAAAUAUUCAAGCUCGUGUCGAGGCCUGAUUUGACGGUAGACUUCUCCCAUUUCAAACUCUUGUACAGUUUUGUGUUUUUCAUUUGCCGUGAAAACGGGCAGAAGAAUAUCACUGUAAGCAGGGCAGUUACUUGUUGGAGAUUAGUGUUGGCUGGUAGGUUUAGGCUACUGAAUCAAUGGUGUGAAUUUGUAGAGAAAAAUCAGCGGCAUAACAUCUCUGAGGAUACAUGGAAUCAAGUUUUGGCCUUCAGUCAUUGUGUACAUGAAAAUCUUCAAGGAUAUGACCCUGAAGGAGCUUGGCCUGUUCUCAUAGACGACUUUGUUGAGCACAUGUACAGAAUAACAGGAACCGACAACCCUCCUCCUUCGUUCUAUAACUGUGGCGAUCUAGAGGUGCUCUCGGGUGAUUCCAUUUCAUGUGAUGAGUCCCGCCCAGGAUUGAGGAACUUGCCUGGAUGGAAGAGAAAGGUAGAGCCUAAUUCAUACAAGUUUGGCAACUUUGAGUGGAUGCCAAAGUGUAAGAGGAGGAGGCAUGGUUAUGUGGAGAAGUGCGUUGAGAAUAGGUCCAGUAUUAUUAGUGUUGAAGAUUGCAUGGAUAUUGUCAUGCAACAUAAUGGUACAUUUGGUUGCUUAAAAUCUCCUUGUGCGGUUGAAGGUUGUUUGUCAGAGGGGUUUGCUGAUCUUCUUUCAGUUAAUUCCCCCAGUUCGAAGACAAGGGUCUCCUACACAUAAAGCUCCUCCUAAGUUCUACCUAUGAAGGGUGAAAGGAAUGCAUACAAUGACUACAUGCUAUUGAAUGUGUCCUAAAACAAACUAAGUACAUGCUAUUGAAUGUGUCCUAAAACAAACUAAUUCCAUCUAUUGAAUGUGUCCUAAAACAAACUAAGUAACAUUCAUAUUAUUUCUGGUCAUUUUGGUCUACAUGAUAAUUGCUUCGGAUUUUUUGGCCUACACAAUGUACUUUUAUAUUUUUCUGAGAAAAUACUUAAGGUACUAUUAAUGUAAGCCAUUUUCUUUGUUUGACCUC
Molecule: messenger RNA, 1487 nt
Organism: Impatiens glandulifera
Lineage: Eukaryota; Viridiplantae; Streptophyta; Magnoliopsida; Ericales; Balsaminaceae
Product: defective in cullin neddylation protein AAR3-like
Exons: 8
Coding region: 245-1192 (315 amino acids)
Biological process (GO): positive regulation of ubiquitin-protein transferase activity; protein neddylation
Cellular component (GO): ubiquitin ligase complex
Molecular function (GO): ubiquitin conjugating enzyme binding; cullin family protein binding; ubiquitin-like protein binding
Source: RefSeq, a predicted model, not a curated record